Messenger RNA from Siniperca chuatsi (mandarin fish), 2841 nucleotides. It is a transcript of the gene cep57, whose product is annotated as centrosomal protein 57. The record is from RefSeq and is a predicted model, not a curated record. The transcript has 11 exons. Bases 198 to 1691 code for a protein of 497 amino acids. NCBI's taxonomy places the organism in Eukaryota, Metazoa, Chordata, Actinopteri, Centrarchiformes, Sinipercidae. Gene Ontology annotation, cellular component: centrosome. Gene Ontology annotation, molecular function: identical protein binding; microtubule binding; gamma-tubulin binding.
GAUGAUGUGUUUUGUCAAGUGAUGUUUUCUUUACACAACAGAGUAGCACUGGCAGCUCCAGACGGCGCUUAGCUAGCAGACUGUCGUAAUUAAAAAGGCAUUGGCUGUAGUUUUACUGUAAACUAACAUUAGCAUAUUUAGCAUAUUUUACUCGCUGGUUCAGCACAAGCGAGGCAAACUGUAUUGGCUGCAUUUCAAUGGAGACUCUGUCAAAAACACCCGCUGCAGAUGCUACGCGGGAGAAGGUGUUCUGUCCACCACCACCACCCAGCGGAGUAGUAUCUGACAGCCUGUCACUCCCAUCUUAUAAAGAGUAUCCUGUUCACCGUCCCUUCAUCGACACACUUGUGCAUCACACACCUCAAACACGCACACAUCAGUCAUGUCGCCCAUCAUCACCUGGCAAGGCAUUCCCAGAGACCAGUAGUGCAGCGAUCUUAUCUGCCUUGAGGAACCUCCAGGAGAAGAUCAGGAGGUUGGAAUUGGAGAAAGGACAUACAGCGCUCAGUAUGCACACUAUGGGGAAAGAUGCAUCACACACACAUCUGCAGAGCAAUAAAGUCACACAGAGACUCUUAAAUGAUCAGACAGACACAGAAAGAGAGAUGAGUGGCCAGUCCAACUGCAACCAAGUGUUGAUCACCCACCUGGCUGCUGCAGAGUCUCGCUGUGUGAAGCUGGAGCGACAGCUGGAUCACAUGAGGAGGAUGUUGCGCAAUGCCAAGGCAGACAGGACCAGCCUGCUCAAACAGCAGGUUUCCAUGGAGACAGCCAAGUCAGCUGAUCAGCAGUCUGACACAGUGUCUGAGCAUGCCCAGUUGGAGAAGCUGGAGCGACUGGAGCAGGAGUGUCUUCGGCUGACACGCACACAAAACAACGCCGAGAUGAAGAUUCUGGAGCUGGAUAUGAAACUACAGGAGGAGGAGCACCAGAGAAAGCUGGUCCAGGAUAAGGCCAAUCAGCUACAGACAGGUUUGGAGGCCAAUAGGAUACUGCUGCAGUCAGUGUCACCUUGCCUGUCCACCAGACAGUCCAAAGAGAAGAAGUCCAAUUCAAAGAAAUCUUCACCACAGCAGUCGUCAUACACACAGCCACACUAUAGACUGAGCCUCAGAGAUGUACCUUUUGUUGCUGGAACGUCAGUAGGCUGCAGCCACUCAGUCCGAGCAAACGUCCAGUCAGUUUUGUCUCUUCUGAAGCGACACCAGCCACACCUAUGCAACAGCCAUGUCCUCUCUAACAGUUAUGAGACAGGUAGUCGCAGGCAUUCAGACAGUUCCUCUUCUUCCUCCUCCGCUUGUGGGGAGGAGCUAUCAGAGCUGCUGCAAGCACUACAGGAGGAGCUGCGACUCAUGAGCUUGGAGCAGGACGAGUUGAUGAGGCAGGUGGAGGUCAGUGUUUCUGAACAGGAAAGAAAAGAACUUCAGAGGGAGCAAGAGAGGCUGCUGCUGAAAAUGGAGAGGAAAGGAGAGCAGAUCAGUAAGCUCUACAAACACAAAACACAGAUAAAGAAGUUAAGAAAGGAGGCUACUUCUAGGAGGAGCAGUGGGAAUGAGGUGAGAGUUAGUACCACAGUGUCCACUAGAGGUCGCUCUACUGGAGCAGUCAAAGUCAGACCAGGAGAGAGAAGCAAGAAGAACCUGAGGCUGCUGAGGGACAUGAAGGCUCUGCAGACCUCAUUACGGACCUGAAACCCACCAGGACAUGGACACAGCACAUUAGGUUAAUCUUGUUGGUGCUAUCUACCUACCUAUGACCAUUAUUUCAGCAUCAACAAAGCAACUGACUGAUGAUCACUACAGAAUAUCGCAGAUCAGCCUAUCUAAAACAAGUGUCUGUUCAUGAACGUAUUACCUAUGAUCCAUUGAGAAAAAAAAAACAAUUUUUACUGUAUUACGAACAUUGUAACACAUCUAAAAAAAGACUGUGUGUUUUAAACCAGAACUAAGUUUUCUCUACCAGUCCACCAGAAGUGCAUUUUAUCAAAACAAGUAAAUUUGUUGUCUGACUAGUCAUCUUGGUGUCAAAUGACUGUUUUAAAGAGAGGGCUUUAAUUGAUAAUUGACUUAUUCUUUAGAAAUACCAUUAAAGAAACUGUAUUUUUGUUCAUGGAGCAUGUUGGCUCAAACAUCUGCCUGGAUCAGUUUUUUUUUUUGUUUGUUUGUUUGUUUUUUUCUUUUUGUUUUUUACUUGAUGUUUAAGUAUUUUACCAGCAGAGGGCAUGAAAGCUCAUAACCACAGCUUAGUUAUCUGUAUUAUUAAAGAUCUGAUGAGUGCUGGGAAAGAUAUUUACAUUUUUAAAUUUCAUUUUAGUUUUUCAUGUAGGUUUCUGGGCAUGGAAACAAAUUUAACAGUAAUGGACAACCUGGACAUAAAUGAGUCCCAUAAAGUAAAAAAUUAUCAUAUUUCUUUCUUCUUGUUAUUUGUUUUUUGUAACAAAGCCAAAAUGUCAUGGUGCCAAAACAUUCCUGGAUUGCUUAAUAGUUAAAGAUAAUAUUCAUAAAGCAGAUGCAGCAGCCAGUGGUAGUGUAAAGAAACUGCAGAGAUGAAAUAGUUUGAUACAUAUUUUUGCAAUUUGAUUAGCCUAAUGAUGUGCUGAAGGACUUGAAAAUAUGUAUAUCAUGCUGUGGUUAAAAUGACUGAAUCCCCUUAAUGUGUUAUAAUGCAGAUUCUUAAUAUGUGUGUAUAUGCACGCAUUUGCUGUGUGUUAUGAUCAGAAUAUUUUUAAUUAUUUCUACAAGUAUAUGAUAUGAUUUUGUUGUUUUUUGACAAUUAUGGGUAACCUAUUUUUGAGUGAAAACGUAUUUCUCUGAAAAAUAAAGUAUUUAAGUUUGCAUAUGA